AUGUAUUGUUGUCAAAAGUUUAGUUUAAAAAGCUUGAUUCGAUUUAAAGAUGUACAGGUUAUAGAUACAAAAAAGAGAGAAGUAUCACAACAGUUUAUAGCAACAGCAAAUAGAUUCAACCUCAACUAUUUUAAAGAUGUUUUGGUGAAUAGUAUAUAUGAUCAACAUAUCAUUGUAUUUGACAACAAUACAACAGAGAACAAAGCAGAUAAAAGUAACAUUAAAACAGCGUUGGUGUAUUACAGUGAAUCAUUUGAUGGUGAAUGCGAUCUAACACCAAUCUAUGAUUUACCAUCAAUCGAGACAUUAUACAUCAACAAUCAAACCAAAGGUUCAAUAGAUAUUGGUUAUUACUAUCCUAUGCCCAAUCUCAGACGAUUAUCAAUUUGUGCAUGGGAAUUCAAUCUUGAUAUCCUCCAAUCACUCAAGUAUCUCAAAAUGGAAAGUGAAAUGUUAUGUGAAUUUAGGUGUUUCGAGCUCAUUAAAUUCAAGUCUCUGGAAGAGUUGGUCUUUAAAAGCUAUAUGGUGAAUCAUCUGCAGAUGGAUCAAUUACCAAUCAGUUUGACAUAUCUUUCUAUUAAACUUAUGGAUAUACCUUAUCCAAACUCAUUCGUUUCAUGCAAGUCAUUGGAAAAACUCAAGAUUUGUAUUGAUGACAGUGAAUUUGAAGAAGAAGAUGUGGAACAACUAUCCAUCGAUCUUGCCGGUCUACCAAACCUCAAAUCAUUCAAGUUUAUGGAAGAAGAUUCGAGUGACAAUUUAAUAGACUAUUGUUUUGAGAUUAGUCUACCUCCAUCUAUCAAGAUUCUUAAAAUAUUUACCAAUCACGUUCAAAUCCCAUCUAAAUAUCCAAUGCCAUUGUUGGAGCGAUUGUAUGUGGAUCAAAGUCUAUUGAGUGAAGGAAAGGUCAAUCUAUCAUCAUCACCAUCGAUAAAGAAACUCUCUCUUUCAACAUGUUAUCACCCCAUUCGAGCAAAUACAAUCCCCAGUGUUGAAAAGCUGACAAUUGAUAAACCUUUGGAUUUUCGCAUAUUUGGACAGGUUGUAUUCCCACCAACACUCACUCAUCUAUCAAUCAAGGGAAACCACUAUGAAUCAUUCAAAUUACCAGAAUCACUCAUCAAAUUAAACCAGACAAUCAAAAUACCACCACUAUCACUUCCACAACAUUUAAGACAACUUGAUUGGAAAAUCAAAGAUACGAACAAUUUUGUAUUUCCAUCCUCCUAUCCACCACAUCUUGAAACUGUUAAUUUAAUAUAUCUAGAUGCAGCUGACUUUAAAAUCGAUAUACCACCAAUCACCAAAUAUCUAUCAAUAAUCUUGAACCCCAACUCUUCCACUCAAAGUCAUCUUUUAUUUUCAAUCAGUAAUAGAAUAACUAAACCCAGUGAUCAAUCAAAACUAUGGUUACCAUUCAAUACUACUAAUCUGACAGUGGAUCUCUGGUGCAAAUUAGACUUUAGCAAAAAGUUGGCAUUUAGAUUGGAUGAAGUAAUCAACCACACCAAUGUUAGAUAUUUAUCAAUCUCUGAUACUUUAAAAUUUUCAAUUCAAAGAUUGGAUCCUGAAAAUAAGAGUGUAUUGGUAUUGGAAAGACAGACACUGACAGGUGGAAUAAUCACUCAAAGAAAAUCAAUCAACAAUCAACAACAAUAUGAUCCUAUUUAUUUAUUUAUGAACAAAGGAUCAUCCUCUUGCUCUAAAUUUGAAUUUAAUUGGAGUUUUGAACCACUAUUAUGA
Molecule: messenger RNA, 1743 nt
Organism: Cavenderia fasciculata
Lineage: Eukaryota; Evosea; Eumycetozoa; Acytosteliales; Cavenderiaceae
Exons: 2
Coding region: 1-1743 (580 amino acids)
Source: RefSeq, a predicted model, not a curated record